AUGAGUCAUAGCACUAUAGAAGAAAUAUGUCUACAAGAAGAUAGGGAGAAUGAAACCUCAUCAGAAACCAAGAAUUAUGGGGAGCAUAGUAACUAUGACAGCGAUACUGAGCAGGAAGCGGAUUCUGACGAUAUUCAUAACAUUCCCCUGCAGUUUGAAGAACUAAUAUUACCAGUGCAAUUGGGUGAAGAGUAUUUAGAUGAUGUUACAUUGAAAUAA
Molecule: messenger RNA, 219 nt
Organism: Parnassius apollo (apollo)
Lineage: Eukaryota; Metazoa; Arthropoda; Insecta; Lepidoptera; Papilionidae
Source: the annotation of a GenBank genome assembly